AGUCGUGAAGAAGGAGGAGCCUGACUGUGUGACAUUCAGCACGCCGCUCCUAUCGGCCCUAUGCUCUCAAGCACAUUUGAUAAGAAAUGGACUGCAUUAUUUUUCUUGUUCGUCCGGUGAUUCGGUUGGGAUGUUACCGACUAUAUCGAUGUCCCUUUACGUCAUGUUUUCAAGUGAUUACCAUGUUGUAUUGUAACACUAGGUCCCAAGGCACUUGCUGUGUGGAUUUUUCUGCCCAUUUUAUCAACUAAAGUUGUUAUUCAGCAUGGACAGCCCCCCUAAACUUUCUGGGGAGACCUUAAUUGUUCACCAUAUCCCACUUGUACACUGCCAGAUCCCAGACAGGCAGUGCUGCAGCUCUAUCAAGAGAGCCAACCCGUUCUGCCAGGCUGAUUUAGGACUGACUCGGACCACCUCCUUGCCUGAAAGGGAUGUUUUGCUGAAAGAGGACCUGGUGUAUAGCAGCUUGAUUAAGGCAUCCAGUAGUGGUGGUGGAGACAGUCAGUUAAUUGAUUCCUCCUCAUUCUCUUCUUCAUAUAACUUGGUAGAAACCAAAGGAAAAGAGCAUAUAGGGAAAGGAAACCAUAAGCAACGCUACAAUCCUUUUCUUCUAAACGCAAAAGACAAACAAUUUGAUGGCUACCAGGAAGACGCCUCCUUUCAUCUUCAUGUUAACUGCAAUACUAAUACUGAUAAGUACUCUUCCUUUCAUUUUACCCCUCACUCAUUUCUUCUACAUGAAAACAUGGAAACUUCCCUUAGGUCUGCGACUGCUCUUUCACACAGACUUGGUGCAGCCGAAGGCAGAGAAGGUGUUGGGUGCAAUUUAAUGAUGAACAAUCCUAACUGCUGCAACACAAAAACUAUGGAACGAUUAGUGGAAUGCUUGGACCUCUCUGGUUAUCAGUGUCAACGACGUAAUGGGAGUAGCGGCUCCACUCUCUCACUGGACUGUGGGGAACAGGAGUGGAAUAGCAGUCCUCCUGAGGAAGAUGAGCAGCUGAGGGAAGACCAACAGAGUCACCCCUGUAGUUGCUGUUCUAGCAUGGACUUUAAUCAUCCACCUUCUUCUGCAAAUCGUUGCCGCUGCUGCUUUUAUAGCUUUUCUGAUCCUUCUGAAAUUAAUGAUGAGCAGAUGGGCUAUGUUAGUGACUCUUCAUGCAAUAGCUCAGAUGGUGUGCUGGUUAACUUCAGUACAAUUUACAAUAAAAUGAAGAAUGAUGUUCCUUCGAAAUCUCUGAACAUGAACUCAGAAGAUCAAUCCUGUGAGUCCUCUAUUGGUAGCCACUCAGAACCAGGUGUAGCAUUUUACCUUGACUUGCAUACUUCACCCUCAGAAUCCCAGGGAGGAUGUUCUCAGGGGUUAGGUGGUUUCAGUACUGGCUUUGAUCAUACUCAGAACCAUCAGCAAUCUCCAGAGACCUUGGAUGCUAAUUGUAAUUCCUAUCACCUUAAUUGUGAGGCUGGUCCUGGCUUAUCAGAUGGGUCUGAUGUGACCUCUUGCUUCCAAAGCCAGGCACGUUUAGUAGUGGCAACCCAGAAUUAUUAUAAGCUAGUAACCUGUGACCUCUCUUCACAGUCUUCUCCUAGUCCAGCUGGAUCCUCUAUUGCCAGUUGCUCUGAUGAGCAUAACAAGAGCAGUCCUAGCCAGCCUACUGAAUAUUACCUGUUUCAAAAGCCUGAGGACAACGAGCAAGGAAAAUGGUUUGAGCAACAGGUAGACAGGAAGGAUGAUGAGACCAUAGAAGAUCAAAUGGCUCAUAGUGUUAUUGAAGGACAGGUUUAUAUCAAUGUUUCUCCUCCUAAUGUGCACAGCACAGGGCGACCACGCUCUAGGAGCUAUGACCGGCAUUUGCAUAAAUCACCAUCUCCUCGCCUUGGAUCUUUGGAGCGUAUGAUGAGCUGUCCAGUAAAACUGAGUGAGAGUUCUUCAUGCUCCUCUCACCACUCUUCACCACCCCGAAGAGUCACAUCCUUUGCAGAAAUUGCACGUAGUAAGAAAAGGAGUAAUAGUUUGAAUGGAAGCUCUCCCCCACUAAGGAAAAGCAGUGACUCAUCAUCCCAAGACAUUUCACCAGUGUCUGAUAUUCAGUUAUGCAUGGGAGAAUGCCACAGUCUUCCACCCAUGCCCUUAUUGCAUUGCUACAACCAGGGAAACUAUGAUCUUGAAUCUGCUUCUGGAGGAUCACCAUUGCAUAGAUUUAUUGAGAAAGAAAGUCCCCAGCCCCCUGUGAUGUCUGCAGAGCCUAGCCUGGAGGUUCGCACCAAAGCUGAAGGAGGUUCUAUCAGUGAUGGAAGGGCAACUAUACGUUACAGCAAAGAGCAGCGCCCAACCACUUUGCCAAUCCAGCCUUUUGUUUUUCAACAUCAACUCAGCAAACCACAUGCAAAGCUACGUCCAUUGCUCAGUGACUACAUCAGUCAAAUGUACAAUCGUCCUACUGGCCAGCCAGCAUCUGACACUGUCAUGCAGAGGGAGGACAAAGAGGAUAGAGUGAAGAAGACUAGUCCUGAUUCAGUUCGAUUAUCCCCUCUGGGAAGCUAUUCACCAGUGCAUAAUGGUGACUCCAGCACUGAAACCUGUUCAACUUGUACUCCAACCCCUGACAGAUCUAGUAAACCACCCCGCAGUCGUUCUUGUCCUGCUUCUGCCAGCCUCCUCCCAAUCAAAGUUUCACCAGUGGCUAGACAGUUUGGCAAAGCUAAUGAUUAUCAUAAUGGAGAUCAAUGCAAAGAAAAACCCUGUUCUCAGAAAAUACAGCAAGGGGGUCUGAUUGACUCUCCAACAAAGGAACAACCAUCUCUGUCAGAAAAAGUUAGUGGAUACUGCCUGCAUGAAACAUCUCGACCUGCAUUUUCCCCAUCAGCAUUUAACUCAUUGACACAGCUAAACCCACAACAGAAGUACAUUAAAAAUGAAGACAUCAAAGAAGCAUACAGACAAAGCAGUAUUGCAGUUCGUCCAGGAAAUGCUCAUCAUCUAUCGCCACAGGCCCUGAAAUGGCGUGAAUAUCGGCGUAAGAACCCUCUGGGCCUGGAGCGUUCAGUAGCUGUUCCUCUACUUGGCAGUGUGGACUCAAGGAGGCCAGAGAAUAGAGUAACUCGUCGCAAUGUAUUUGAUUUUCCACCAAUGAUGAACCAUGGCCACUCCAAACUGAAUGGUCAGUCAAUAAAACAACUACAGAACUAUUAUAGUGAUUUGUUUCCUGAUUAUUUCUCACUAACUGAAAAACCUCCUGAAGAGUUUUGUCUAUCUCCAGAUGCGGCCACUGAGUCCAUCUCCAUUGACAUUGUGCAGAAAAGAGAGCUUGUCAAGGCCAUGAACACUGCAGUGGAUCUGAUUGUUGCUCACUUUGGAAAUAGUCGAGACCCUAGUGUAAAGGCCAAACUUGGAAACAGCUCUGUGAGCCCUAAUGUGGGUCACCUUAUAUUGAAAUACCUAUGCCCAGCCAUCCAUGCUGUGCUCAGUGAUGGUUUGAAGCCUUUCAUCCUUGAUGUGAUUAUUGGUCAGCGACGUAAUGUUCCCUGGAGUGUUGUGGAAGCAUCUACACAGCUUGGUCCCUCAACCAAACUUCUGUAUAGUCUGUAUGGUAAGAUCAGCCAGUACUCAGAACUGACCAGUCACACCAUGCGCUUUAAUGCCUUUAUCUUUGGUCUUCUGAAUAUGAAGUCUGUGGAAUUUUGGUUCAACCACUUGUACAACCGUGAAGAUGUGGUGACUACUCAUUACCAACAAUGGGGUUUCUUACCCUUGUCACAGGGAGUGUGUCAUUUGCAAUUUGAGGAGCUACUUCUGCUUUUACAGCCACUUUCUUUGUUGCCUUUUGACCUGGAUCUUUUGUUCGAGCACCGUCUGCUGCAGAAGUCCCAUGAUCAUUUCCGUCGCAAGGAACAGCUCUGCCUAGCUGGCCAGGGCUUAGAGCAGUCAGUCAGAUCCACAUUUCAGCUUAUGAGAGGGUGGGGUGUGGGAUCAGUCCGGGAAGUAGUAGAUGCUCAUAAGGAAAGAAAAGGACGCAAUAACAGUUUUGCAGGGAUAAAGGGAGAGACUAAAGCAGUCCAUGGAGUCUUUUUUAAUGGGGAGAAAGACAAAUGUAAAGGGAUUGCAAGAACAGAAGUAGACACUUUGAGGGAAAUUGAAGCUGAUCUGACAUAUCUUAGAGAAAGAAGUAAAGUUCUGGCAUUAGAAAGAAAAGCUGGUGAGGAAGAUGGAGUCAGAACAAAAGACAGAAAUGCUGGAUGGUGGUAUCAAUUGAUGCAAAGCUCUCAAGUAUAUAUGAAUAAUAGUUCAGAGGGCUCCAGGUUUGUGAAGUCAGAGAAAAGAAAAAAAACAAAUGCAUGUGGCCAACCAUCACUUAAGACAGUACAAGAAGUGACAGACAGACAAAUUCAUCCACCACCCAGGGAAGGUGUAGUAGAGGGUGCUGAAGCUGGUCCCGAUGCAAACAUAGAGAAAGACAAAGGAAGUGGCGUGGUCUUCACAGAAAAAGGAAAAGCCUCUUGGAUGGGAAGUCCACCAGAAUCAGUGCUGAAUGACUUAAAAAAAAGCAAAGAUAAAGAGUUUGUAAAACAAGAGAACAAAAUUCCCGCUGUACAUAUGCAUGUGAACCAGGAGUUGUUAGCUCAAGGGAUACGCUGGGGAAGACUCUUUGGAGCUGAUCUAAGCACUUCCCACAAGAGAGAAAACCUGGAGCAUCGAACAUCUAGGGGAACUAAAAGCAGGUUACCUUCUGGAUGGCUCAACCUGGACAAAUCAGUAUUAGAUUUCAUGACACUGACAGUGGGGACAAGGAAACAAAAGAAUAAGACAUUUCCAGAUUCAGAGGCACAACACCGUGUGGAGCUACAAGACCAUGUUACAAGGCAAGAGAUUUACUGGGAGGUAAGGGCUCUUUGUCAUCACAUUGCCACAAAACCAGGACAGCUGAGCUUCAAAAAGGGAGAUGUGCUACAAGUUCUGGGCAAAGCAGACCAUGAAUGGCUCCAUUGCAGGCUGGGAAGUCUUUCUGGUUUAGUACCCAUAAUCUAUGUAACAUUACCGGAAGAGCAGGACAGCUGAAAACAGUCAAGAACUGGAGAUGUGAAUGGAGGAGGGGACUUUGUCAGGUCUGCACUGCUAUAUAAAUGAAUUUCACACAAGGGUUGUUGCACAUCGGCAAGCCUUCACAUAACUUAGAGUAAACUAUCACGAAGGAAGCAGACACUUACAGAUUAGAAUACCCAAAAGAACAUCUGCUCCUUCAACUAAACUUUAACUUCACAACACUUGCACUUUGGAUAAGUUUGCCUUUGGUGUUCCAGAUUUGAAUAUAAAAGGAUGCAUACUAUUAAUUUGCUGAUCAGCUUCUUUGCAACAGGAGCUGUACACUACUUGCCACACAAAGCUUAAGCUUUUAACACAAAAUGAUCAUUAGCACACAAUACUUGGUGGAGAAUAUCAACUUCGAUCUAAUAGAAACAUCUAUAUUGUUAUCAAUUAAGUCUAACCUGAAGCCACUUGCUUUUAUUCAUUUCAAAGGGAGUACAAAUGUAAAACUGAAAAAAUAAAAUGAAGGAAACUGUGACAAAUGGUCUCCUGCGCACAUAUUCAAGGCUAUUUGAUUCUCCAUUUCAAGAUCAGAGCAGAUGGAGUGGAUCUACAACAUGAAGAUCGUAUAUUAUAGAUGUUGUAAUCCUCAAAAGCUGAACUUGGAUUUAUCACUGAAAAACUUAAUAGGAGCCUUGUGCAUGUGUCCAUGCUUCCUGCAUCCCAUUAUUGCUAUAAUGAGGACUUACACACUCUGCUUGGGGACUCAAAAGUAGGAAAAACACAAAAUUGUGUGUUGCAUUUGCAGUAUUAAUUUCUUAGCAAAGUGUAGUUGUGAGCAAUACAAAAGUCAAGGUUGUAAACAAAGAUGUCAAGCAAAUGUUUGUUAAUCUUAGGGCAGAGAUUAUACAACAAAUAAUAUGAAUACAAGGCAAGUAACAGGUAAUGAACUUCACUAAAUGAUUGGAUGGAUAGAUAUAUACACUGAUCAAUUACAAAAUUAAGACCACAGAUAUUGUGACAGUCCACCUUGUGCUGCCAAAACAACUCUGACCCAUCAAGACAUGGACUACACAUGACCUCUGAAGGUGCCUUUGGUAUCUGGCACCAAGGCGUUAGCAGCAGAUAACUUAAGUCCUGAGUUGUGUACUGGGGGCUCCAUUGUUUAGACUUGUUUUUACAGUACAUCCCAUAGUUGCUCAAUCAGAUUGAGAUCUGGGGAAUCUGGAGGCAAAGUUAACACCUGCCAUGUUUCUCAAACCAUUCCUAAGCAAUUAUUGCAGUGUGGCAGGGCAUAUUAUACUGCUGAACUAGGCAUCUGCCUUUAGGGAAUACCAUUGCCAUGAAGAGGUGUAUGUUAUCUGCAGUAAUCUUUAGGUAGGUAGUAUGUGUCAAAGUUACAUCCAAAUGAAUGGUAGGACCCAAGGUUUUCCAGCAGAAUAUUACCCACUGCAUCUCACUGCUUCCACCGGCUUGCCUCUUCCCAUAGUGCAUCCUGCUGCCAUCUCUUCUCCAUCUAAAUCACUACCACAUACCUGCUUCCAUUUCUCCUUGGUCCACAUCCGAUGCUCACAUGCACAUUGUAGGUGCUUUUGGUGGUGGAAAGGAGUCAACAUGAGCACUCUGACCAGUCUGUGGCUACACAGCCCCAUGUGCAGCAAGCUGCAGUGCAUUGUGUGUUCUGACAUCUCAUGCCCAGAAUUAAAUGUUUCAUCAGUUUGUGCUACAGUAGCUUCUAAUACAUCACCUUUAAGAACUGACUUUUCACAUGUUGCCUAGUAUGUCCCACCCCUUGUCAGGUGCCAUUGUAACGAGGUAAUAAUUGUUAUUCAUUGCACCUCUCAGUGGUUUUAAUGUUGUGGCUGAUCAGUGUAAACAGAUUGCACUUUAAUCAUCCUCUAGGGGAAAUUAAGACUUUACAGAAGCUCAAGUAAAAUAUAAUUACUAUGACAAACCUCAUCCCACCAAACACACAGAAGAACUUUUCUUUUUGGGUGAGGAUGAGAGCUGUUCCCUUCUAACAAUAAGCUAGCAAGUAAGAAUAAGAUGGGUCAGGUUGUGGUCAAAUCAUGGAAGCUUGUCCUUGUUCCAUCCUAAACAAAGGUUGAAAUCAUUCUCAUUCGAGGGCCAUAAUGAUUCAUCAUUAAGGCAUUGGUAACAGAGUCAUGUUUGUUGCUGAGAGGAAGACAUACAAAUAUUAAUUGAGAUGAUGUAACCUUUCUUCCUGGGCAGUAACAUGUAUAAAUUUAGAAAGACGGUCUGGAAUAUAUAUUUUACUUAUACUGUACUUGUAAUGUGCUUGCUUUUGCACCACUGCUCAUUCACAGAGAUGGUCUGUCUUUUUCCACUGAGUUUGAUCAUAUUAGAUGAAAUCCAUGCAGCAUUAAAAUAGCAUCUGCAGUAAUUUGUUUAAACUAGUUCUCCGCAAUACACAAAAUGAAACAGUACUUGAACAUUUUGUGACUUGCCAUGAGAUCUUAUAGUUCAUCCAACUUAUUUGAAAGUGAUUGAACAUUCAUCGUUACAUGGAAGCAGGCCAGUUCUGAAACCUUUCCUCCUUAAAUUUGUCCAUCGUUUGUGGCUGUUUGCCCUUACCAUCUUCAGGUAAGCAGUUGCUCUGAUAAAGUGCAACAAGAGUUUCUUACACACACUAGCAAUCUCAGUGCUACUAGUUGGCUACAGGAAUAUAUAACAUACCCCACUUUUGAGAUUCUCUUACUUUCUAAAAUGUUGCAAACAUAAGGUAGUCUUCAAAGCCCCUUUACUCUCCCUGUGUCUUCUCCCAAGUUUGCAGCUUUUCCAAAAGCUAGUUGAGAUAAGGCGAUGCUCAGAUUUGUGAUGACAGCGGCAUAUCUUCAAUUUAAUAUGCCCUUCUAAAUUUAUAAUGACAAGCUGGAUGCCAGAUCCCAUUUAAUCUUAACUUCAAAUUAUGUUAAAUGAAAAGGUCUAUCAUAAGAUGGCAACUACAAAGGAAAGCAGAACUUCUGUAAAAGGCUGUUGUUUGUAUGGCUUCCAGAAGUGAGAAUGGAGAAUGAUUGUGUAAGAAUGACCCUUGAGUUCAUCCUGAAGAGAAGGUUACAGGUUAUGAAUUUUGGCAGACUCAAGCAGAGACUAAUGUAUCACACACAUUUGUGUGGUAUGGCCUUCGCAUUGUUGUUUAAAUUAAUUAAAUUCUUACGCCGUUGACAAAUAUAUCAGAACUCUAACCAGGGUGGGUGAUGUCAGUAUUUGCGAACAUAGGUGGCAAUACUUUAGUCUUUAAGUACAAGCUGCAUAGUCACUUAAUUAAAAUAUAUAGCAAAGCAGGUCCCAAAAGUAAACUGUUUACUUUGUCUGUUGCUACUUUGUCUGUUGCACACACAACACAGUGACACCCCAGUGAAUUUCAGUUUUAUGUAGGAAAUUUAAUUUUGCACAACUUUUAUUGUUUUCAAAAGUAGGAAAUAGAACUUGGGUCUGUUGUUUAAAAUUUAUUGUUGUAAAAUGUUGGACAUAGUCAUUAGUUAAACAUUUGAAGGUCGAGGAUAUUUACCUUCCCAGGUUGUACAAGUAAUGUUGAGUGAGAGCUUCUUGGUAAUUUUUUGCUUUUGCAGUUAUGACAGGCAGUGUUAGACAAAAAGAACUGAUUGGUGCCUUUUGGAAGAACAGUUCUUUUGAGAUGGAUUACUGCCUAGACCUGCACAUACACAAAAUCAGCCCUAUAUGGAUUACAGCACUUAGUCAAGAUGUUUAACUUCUCUUUGUUAACAAAUAUACACAGCAACAUUAAAUCAUGUAUUUGCACAUACAGAGACAGAACCUCAGAAUGCACUUUUGUAAUGUGUCUUUCAGCUGAAAAUAACACAAUGGGAUGUGAUGCUCACAAGAAAACAUUUGUUUCUGCUGUUUUAUUCACAUGUGAAAACUUUAAUAUUCAAAUUAAGAGUAGGCAGCCUUUCCCUGUUGACUUCUCAGCAUUGUACAAGUUCAUUAUGCCAUUUGAAGGAAAUGAAAAACACUUCAUUUUUUUCAUUGUAUUAAGAUAUAAUUUACAGGCUUAGUAUACUAAAAUAUCAGGAGGGUUAACCUUUCUUAGUAUUAUUGAAACUAAAGCAUCAUGAAAAAGUUAAUUGAAAGACAAUGGCAAGUACAGUGCUGAGAUCAAUAUCGGUAGUACUAAGAAAGAGCUCACCUUUGGUUGUUUAUAAACAUUUUUAUCAAAUUUAAAAUAGGACAUAGAGUAUGUAAAUUUAUUAAUUUAGCAGUGAGUAAAACACACUGACUUAGUCUGCUUUUAUUAAACUAGACAUGUCAACAUUCAGGCAUUUGUAGAUCCAGCUUCAAACCGAAAGUCAUUGAAAUAUUUUGGACUGGUCUUGAGACAAACCUUAAGUGACCCGAGUAUGAAUACACUUCACAAAAUAUGCCUUUUCACAGCUGGAGUUGUGAGAUGGAUUAGCAUACAUUUGCAGAAGAAAUUAAUAGUUUAACAAUAAAUGCAUUAUUGUUAUAUAUACCACAAAUGACUGCAAUUUUUUAUUUAUUAGAAUAAUUCAUUUAGACUCUUACUUUAAAAUGUAAAGUUUGAUUUACAGCUUGGUUGACUUAUUACAAAAUAAACAACUUGUUUUUUAAAUACUUUGGCAUCAAUCUAAAAAUAAAUUAUAUGUAUUUCACAAUUUGUUUAACUUCUAUGUAAGGAAAACUUUUUCCUUUGAUACACAGAAGUAAGUUGUACAAUGAGCCCUUUUAGCAUGUUUUACACCUAGAUGUUUUCAGUAAGAAAAGUAAAAAAAAAAACUGCAUUUACACCACAAAAGCAUUCACACAUUUGAUAAUGUUUGCAGUGUAUUACUAAGUUUACCACAAUAGGAAUAACCCACCUAUAUUCAACAUGUAAAACUGAACGUCUCUGAAUUAUAACAUGAGUUGGAAGUCUGCCACAGUGGGUUUUAGUGCUGUGUCUUGCAAAAAUGUGCCGGGUUCAUUUCAUUGUUCUAAUCUUUAAUAAAUGUGUAUAUACAGUGACACAGAUGGACACUUGUUAUGUGUAAAUUUCACACAAACUUUAGAAGGUUUAACAUCAGACAGAGAAUCAUAGAGAAGUGGAAUAAGUUAAAUUGCCAAGUAGAGUGGAAGAGCAUAGGAUUUCAGAAACCUGACUUGGUAUUAUUUUGUCAAAGUUAGGUAAAUAGUUUUGUUCAGCUGAAUGGUCUGUUCUCAAAAUAUGUUGUGUUGUAAAAAUAAAAUUGAACAACCAUGAUAAAAUCAAUUCCAACCAAAAGCAUACAUUAAACUUUUUGUUUUCAAAACAUUUGUUGAUUUGUGUUGGCAGAAAGUGCUGCUUUAGAUUUUUGUCUGGGCUUUUGAUUUCAGAUUAAACAAAAUUUGUAAUCUUAAUAAAAUUGACUUAAUUUUACAGAGGCAUUGCAAAAUAUAUGCAUAUUCAUUAUAAAUGUCUUAUAUAAAUGUCUAAUUUACAGCUUGUUGAAUUACUAAAAAAUAAGCAACUUGUUUUUUUAAUACUUUGGCAUCAUUGAAAAAAUACACUCUCAUGGGGCUAUUAUUGUAAGAUACACUAUUGAUUUGUAUUUGGUCUUUAUCAUGUCCCUGUAUAUUAGUAGGCUUGUUUUACUGGUAACUCAAAAAUAUGCUACUUUGGUUUAGGUCUUAUGUGUCGGGUAAGUAUGUUAUUCAACAAAUUAUUAUGUAAUGUAAACUCUUUUUUACCACACUGAAAUGUUGCUAUGCAGAAAAAUAGAUAAAAUAAUCUAUAUUUCUCAGUUAUUAGGGCAUUUGUUACACUCACUCCUUCCAGACCUCUUCCCUUCAAAAAAUUUACAAAGCUAAAUUAGGCAUAAAUUAGGUGUUUCCUCUUCUGCCUACAGAAAAAAACAAUAGCUGCAACAUUUAAAAAAAAACACGUGACUUGUCUGGUAAGUUUAUUUUAGUGUAGCAGUAUACAAAUAACCUUAAAGUUUGCUUGAAGUGAUUCAAAUUUUUUUUUUAAUUUCCACAAUAAGCAACCAAUGUAUCUAAUUGUUUUAUCACUCAACUGUUGGGACAGUUGUAUAUGAAGUCCUAAGACUAAAGGAGGACAUUAAGGCAGAAAGCCCCUGCUUUAUCCUGAAAAUUAGUAUGCUAAAUAGGCUGGUUAGUGAUUAGCAUUUACCAAAAAAAAAAAAAUUGAAAUAAUAUCUACUAUAUUUAGACUAUCACAUUACAAAAUGUUUUUUUACAAUGUAAAAGAAGUAUUAUACUAGUGACUAGGGUGUAUUUUACUAAACUAUAAACUUUUAAAAGUGUGCUUUUCUUUGGAUCUUGCAAAUCUGUCUAAUCUGAAGUGGUGACCAUGUGUUCAAGGCUGUAACUUGCCAAUAGUUAAUCAUGAACUAUUAAACCAGGAGCUUUACGGCAAUACAGUUAAUUUUUAGGUUUGAUCUAUAAAAUAAUGACAGAUAUACAUCAUUGACAUUCAUGAUCACACACUAAAACAGCGAUUUACAGCACAGUAAAUUCAUUUGUGUUCUGUUGACAGAAGGAUAAUGUAUUUUGUAGCACUGUUAUUAGAUGGACAUUGAUGAUGGUAAAAGAGUGACUGAGACAACUAAGUGCAACGCAUAUUAAAUUUUUUGUGGUGCCAAGUCAGUGAUUAAAAAUGUUUUUUUUCUAUGGAACAUCCCUGUGGCAUAAUGACACAUGCAUUCUGAAGUGCUGAAGCAUCUGUAUGUAUUUUUAUAAAAUACAAACACACACUACAAAUGAAUUAAUCUCAUGUUUUACCCGUUUUGUAUGUUUAUCGCUUAAAUUUUUGUUUUAUUCAUUCUGUAUAUUAAUGCCUUGAUCUAUUGUUUUACCCAUUACAUAUAUUUAUGAGAAUUACAUGGUGCUUAUGUGAACAUUGAAAAUGCCUUACUGUGUCUGAUUUUAUCGUGUAUUUUUUGUCAAUGAAUGUAGUGAAGUGCAACUCCAUGGUUAUUUUCCAAAUAAGCAAAACCGCCCCUUCAAUAAAGUAUAUGACUGCA
This is a messenger RNA of Polypterus senegalus (gray bichir), 12027 nucleotides long. RefSeq names its product RUN and SH3 domain containing 2 (gene rusc2). The record is from RefSeq and is a predicted model, not a curated record. NCBI's taxonomy places the organism in Eukaryota, Metazoa, Chordata, Cladistia, Polypteriformes, Polypteridae. Gene Ontology annotation, cellular component: cytoplasmic vesicle. Bases 266 to 5056 code for a protein of 1596 amino acids. Gene Ontology annotation, molecular function: protein binding. The transcript is spliced from 12 exons.